GAGAGCGGACGGGCUUGCGAUGGCGCUAGCGGAACUGGCUGCGCGGCUCAACUGCGCCGAGUACAAAAACUGGCUGAAGGCCGGGCACAGCCUGCUACUCUUGAAAGCUGCCCUGCAGCGCUUUGUCGGCGAGGAAAUCGACGCCUUCCACCGCCAGCUUAUCGCGAGCGACUGCGCUCGCUUAACCUCGCCAGGCCGUCGGUGUGGCGGGCGCUGCAUUCCUCGAGGCAAGCAGUUUCAGCCUAUCUGCUCCUUAUGUCAAGAAUGGAAAAAGGAGAUUUUGAGCCAUCACACAAAUAAGAUGGGAGAGAUUUAUUGGGGGAACUGCAGACCUUGGCUCUGGCCUUCUAACUCAUGGGAGUUGGCAAAGGCUUAUAUGCCUCGUGGGAAAGCUGAUACUAAUGGUCCUGACAAGUGUGAUGCAUCAGCACUUUUAAACCUUUUCAUUUUCUGUGAUCAUUUCAACAAUAUUGAUCCAAAGAAAAUCAGAGAGGUGAUAAAGUGCCGCAAUGAGCUAAUGCAUUCUGCAGACAUGAAAGUCUCUUUUUCCUGGCUGAAAGAAUUUGGAAAUCAUGUCCAAAAUUUGUUGACUGAAUUCUACCAUGUUCCAGAGGCUCAGACAGCUUGUCAUAGAAUACAAAAGCUCUUGGCGUCUGAUUGGGAUGUUCAUAUAGCAAGAGAAGAUCAGCUUGAUGGACUGGAAGGUGAAAUGAGCCCAAGCCAGAUCAGAGAAGCAGAAUUAGAACUGAUGAAAGAGAGACUUGAGGAAAUCCAUUUUCUUGCAGAAGAACAUGGAAUGACAUCAGAAGAGGAUUUAAAUAGAGUGAAAAGAGCAAGAGAUUUCUUACUGGACAACCAUGAACUCCAAAGUAAUUUGCAGACAGAAAUGCAGAAUCUAGAAGACCUGGUAAAAGAACUAAAUGGUGAAAAAGAAUUGGCAGGAGAUGCCCAAGAAGUGAAUUGAUGAAUGGACAAUGAGUCAAGUAUGUGCACUUCAAAUUUGCCGCUUCUGAUUUUUUUUCAGCAAGAUGUGUAACAUUUUGACCAUUUUAUGAGAUGUUACAAGAAAGUGUAACUGAAUAAAAAAAUUAAGGUGGCUUUUUGCUUAAAAGCUUGAAGGCAGAACAUUCAUAGGGAGGGCAAAAUGCUAUUUUUAAGAAUGGAAAGCAGAGGAAAUAAA
Candoia aspera is the source of this 1180-nucleotide messenger RNA. It is a transcript of the gene C5HXorf38, whose product is annotated as chromosome 5 CXorf38 homolog. NCBI's taxonomy places the organism in Eukaryota, Metazoa, Chordata, Lepidosauria, Squamata, Candoiidae. The transcript is spliced from 6 exons. The coding region runs from base 20 to 964 and encodes 314 amino acids. The record is from RefSeq and is a predicted model, not a curated record.